CUCUUCGGCUGUUGUGUGGCGCCGCCGGGAGCGGAGUGGUCGUGCAGGCUCCGCCAUGAUGAACAGCGGAGGGAUCGGGGUGCCGCUCGGCUUCCCCUUGGGCCCUACGUCUGUCAUCCAGGUCACGAACUUGUCCUCGGCAGUGACCAGUGAGCAGAUGCGCUCUCUCUUCGGCUUCCUGGGAGAUAUCGAGGAGUUGCGUCUCUAUCCCCCGGACAACACACCUCUUGCUUUUUCCUCCAAAGUAUGUUAUAUUAAGUUUCGUGAAGCAUCAAGUGUUGGUGUGGCCCAGCAUCUAACAAACACGGUUUUUAUUGACAGAGCUUUGAUAGUUGUGCCCUGUGCAGAAGGUAAAAUCCCAGAUGAAGCCAAAGCCCUUUCUCUAUUGGCGCCUGCUCCUAUUAUGACAAGCCUGAUGCCUGGUGCAGGAUUGCUUCCUAUACCUACACCAAACCCUUUGACUACACUCAGUGUUUCACUUGGCACUUUGGGGGCUGUACCAACAGCAACAUUGGACUCUACCAUUACGGCUCUGGGAGAAAUACCACAACCACCAAUUAUGGGGAACGUGGACCCAUCCAAAAUUGAUGAAAUCAGAAGAACAGUCUAUGUUGGAAACUUGAAUUCACAGACUACAACAGCAGAUCAGCUGCUUGAAUUCUUUAAACAAGUUGGAGAAGUCAAAUUUGUGCGAAUGGCAGGUGAUGAGACACAACCAACACGAUUUGCUUUUGUGGAAUUUGCAGACCAAAACUCUGUACCUCGAGCUCUUGCCUUUAACGGAGUUAUGUUUGGAGACAGGCCACUGAAAAUAAAUCAUUCCAAUAAUGCAAUAGUGAAGCCUCCUGAAAUGACACCACAAGCUGCUGCCAAGGAACUGGAAGAAGUGAUGAAGAGAGUAAGGGAAGCCCAGUCUUUUAUAUCUGCUGCUAUUGAGCCAGAGUCUGGAAAGAGCAGUGAAAGAAAAGGCGGUCUAUCUCGUUCCCAUUCUCGUUCAGAAUCCAGGUCUAGCUCAAAAUCCCGAUCUAGAAGGAAAAGAUCACACUCAAAACACAGAAAUAGAUCUGGCAACAGAUCGCUCUCAAGGCACAAGGACAGACACAGAUCCAGAAGUCCCCUGAAAAAACAGUCUAGAUCUAGGGAAAGGUGGAAAUCAAGAAGUCGCUCUCAUUCUUGGGACAAGAAAAGAGACAAAGAAAAGGUCAAGGAAAAAGAAAAGGCCAAAGAAAAUGAGAGAGACCGAGACAAAGAGAAGGAGAGAGACCAGGACAGAGACAAAGAAAGGGAAAGAGAGCAAGAUAAAGAGAGAAACAGGGAUAAGGAGAAGGACCAGGAGAGAGAGAGAGAGCAAAACAAAAAUCAAGAGAGAAUCAGAGACAAAGAUAGGGAUAGGGACAGGAACAAGAAUAAGGCCAAAGAUAGGGACAGGGAAAAAGACAAAGAUAAGGAAAAAGACAGGGAAGAGGUAGAGCAGAACAAGGAAAAAGAUGAUGUUGAGAAAGAGGGGGAGAAGGACAGGGGGAAGAUUAAGAACAAGGAGGGAGAUAAGGACAAAGGAGAGGACAAAGAAAAGGAAAAAGAUGAGGAUAAGGAGGAGCAAGAAAGAGAAAAAGAGAGAGAUGAUAAAAAGAAGAAAGAUAAGAGAUCCAGAACACCCCCAAGAAGCUAUAGCUCUUCAAGAAGAUCUCGUAGCUCCAGCAGGGAAAGGCAUAAAAGGAAGAAUAGAAGUCCCUCCAAGUCUCCUAAAACAUCUAAAACAACAAAUAGAAAGUCUUCACAAACUCCUUCUCCAAGAAGAAACAAGAAAGAAAAAAAAAGAGAGAAGGAUACAAAUAAUGAAAUAAGAGAAAGGGAACACUCCACAUCCAAGAAAAAAAGUAGUAAAGAAAAAGAGGAAAAUGAGAAAUCUGACAAAAGCACCACUACUUUGAAGGACAAAGAUCACACUAAAGAGGAUCCAAAUUCAGAAACUGACAAGGAAGUAGGCAGAGAUACAAAAAGGACAGAUGAAGUCGAACUACAACAGAAUGGAAACUGUCAACCAAAUGAUGAAAACCUCUUAAUUAAAAUGGAAGAGGUUUAAAGCGAAGAACGGGCCUAUGACUCAACUAAGGAAUGAAAUGGAAAGCUUUUUCUUUUUCAGAAUGAAGAAGAAAAUGUCAAAGCAAUCAACCUGAACUAGUAGCUCUUCCAAUUAUUGUGAUAGCUUUGUUGAUUUCUUGCUGUAAAGCAAGAGAGCAAGGACCAGUAUUUAUACAAUGAAAAGGCAGAUGCCAUCAGAACUAUUAAUCUUUGAAAAUCCAUGUAUUUCCAUGAUGGCUAUACUUAUUUGUAAAAUUAUUUAUGUUAAGUUUUGCCGUAAGCUGUUACAAAUAAGUAGAAACAGAAAGAUGUAAACCUGUACUAUCCAAACAAAGAUGAAGAUAUGCGUUGAAGGUUGUUUAAAAGAUGUUGAUGAAUUUUGUAUUGUUUUACUUUGUGGGUUAAAAGAUCCACAAAAACUUCAGUGUGUACUGUUUGAUGUGCUUGGAAAUGGUGCAUAAAUAUACAUGAUUUCUUUUGCUUUAAAUGAAAACUAUAGAAAAAGGGUUUUUAAACAUAAACACAGUUUUAUGGUUCUUAUGCUAAAUGCCCACUGACUAGUUUGUUUUUCAUUUGCUCACUGCUUGAGAUUCUUAUGUUUUUUUUAAAAUAAUUUCUUACUAAUAUCCCUUAAAUGAAUAUUUUUUUUAAAGUAUUUGAACAAUGCAUGAUAUUUUCUGUUCCUAAAAGGAACAUUGCCAUAUUAUAGAUAAUAGGUUAGCUUACUGGUUUAUUUUUGGGUUGCUUUAGUUUGUUGUCUUUUUUUUGUCUUUCCAGAAAGUGAGCACAUCUGUAUAUUAUUAGAACUUACAGCUUUGAUUUGAGCCAUACUGCAUUGUGUCUGUACAGCUACAAAUAGUACAGGUGUCAUUAUCAAAAUAUUUUUUCUUAUUUGUUUAAAAAAAUAUGAGAGCACAAGCAGAAGCUUUUGUGCCUUCCAAAAACAAUGUGGAAUUUUCUAGAAAUGUAUAUGUGCUUUUACUCAUUUUCAGCUAAAUCUUACAUGAUCUCUAUUGAUAUUUUGCUACUACUAUACUGUAGACAAGAAUGCAAGUGAUUUGUCAGAAUGAUUGAUUCACUUGUUAAAAUACUAAAGCUCCAUUUUUACUUUUUUUUAAUGUUUAGAAGAGAUUUAUAGGUAAAAGCAAAGAUGCAUUUUGGGGAAUACAAAGCAUUUUCUGAUCACCUGCAUCAAAGACAGCCCUUUAAACAUUUAAUCUGUGUUUGGAUGGCCUUAAAUGUUACCUCUCUAUCAUAAUCUCUCAUACUUGUUGGAUGAUAUAAAAGGAAUUGUAUGCAAAGCUGAGGGGAUAAAUAAUUUAGGAAAAAAACUCUUAAUUUACAUAGGAGUUAUAUGGUAGAAAUUAUUUUUUCAUUCUUUAAAGAGAGAGCAUGUAAAGAAGAGAAUGACAAAGCAAGUAUUUUUGUCAAGGUAAAACAUGGCUUGUGCUCUCUGAACUAAUUUAAUCAGUUUCAUCAUUGUGAGAUUUCUUAGGAGUCAUACCUUUAAAAUGUAUACCUAAAAUCAAUUAGUUUAUUUUUAAUACAACUUAAUGCAAUCAAAGUACUUAAUUGCCUUACCUCAUGGGAAGAGUUAUUUCUUUCAGUUAAAAGAACCUUGAAUAGCGUAUCAACUAUUUGUUUUCAAUUUGUUUUUCUUUUCCUUUGCAUAGUUAAUUCUUACCAAAAAAAAAGCAUAUUACACAGAAUGAAAAAUUUGCCCAAUUCCUAAGGUAAUGAAACUCAAUUUGAUUGUGAAGCUGCUUAAUCACUCUUCAUUUUUUAAAUGGAAUUUUAUGUUCUUGCCACUGUCUACAUUUAAGACUAUAGAAAAUACUUUACUGUGUAAAGUAUAGACAGUCAUUUUUGUGAUGUUUAAGCCACCUGCUGUUGGCUGGUAAACAGCUUAUUCUGUUAAAAUAAUGACAAAUCUGCAUGCUUAUAGAAAGACUGUGAAGGAUUGUGUUUUGCAACAACAGCUGUCUUAUUUAUGAUGUGUAAGUAGCAUAGAGCAAAGAGAUUCUUUGUAUACUCGUUAUCUUGGGUACCAUUUCACUAAUAAAAUUAAGUAUUUUAGAGGGAAGUUUGUGCCGAUACAUACUUUUAGUUGAUCUGAUCUUAUUCAGGCAGCUUCUUUGAUUUGAAAUGUGGAUACAAGUUAAAAUAAUCGUAUUAUUUAUAAUAUCUUUGAAAAGCUACAUUUCUACUUUGGGAGAAAUUAUAAUUCUUGCAGUAUAUCACAUUUCAGCUGAGAUUAGUUUGAUAUCCUGAUUUUUGUUAUCCUGAAUUUGCAUAGCAGUUACAUUUAUUUACUUUCUAUGUAAAGGAUUGUGUACAGUUAGCUAAGAAACAUACCUUUGAAAAUUAAUAGUUAAGGAUGGCUGACUUACUAGCUAAAUUAUCAUGUGUGUAAGUCCACAUGCAGCACAUUGUUAUAUUGUAUGUAAAUGAAUGGUUCCCUCACAAUUAUUUUUUUUUAAGGCAAACAAACAAAAGAAAAUCCACCAAACACAUUAAUUCCCCCCAGUCAUAUUUUCUUACAAAUGUUAUAUAUUCUGGUUUUGCUUUGUAAAUACUGUGCAGAUCUGUGAAGUAGUUAAGUUACAUCUAUUCAUAUUAGGUGUUUUAUGGUUCCCCUCUUAUUAUAAAGCCACCACUAGAGAACUAUUAUUCUGUAAAAUUCCUAUCUCUGCAGAGGGUGGCUCAUUUUUAAACCAGUAGCACAGCACAGUAAUGAAGUUCCUGCUUGCUCCGCUGGGAUUGUGUGCAUGAUCCAUUAAAUGUGUACAUCUUCCACUGUAAGUUCAUUGCCUUCAUCGUUAAUAGUUUGCAUGCUGCACUGCCAGGUCAAGUUGUUUGGUUUUGCAUUUUUUUAAAUGAGAUUAAAUUGAGUGGAGGUUUUGAAAACAGUGUAGUUCAUUAUAGCUGUAUUGUUUUAAAUAUAAUGUAAUUUGAAUCAGCCUUUAUUUGAAAACAUUGUGACUCAUAAUUACUCAGAUAAGUGAUUAUAUGGUAUAAAGCGCUUAUGUGGAAGCUUCCAUUAGUGAUGACAAGUUAUUUCAUAACAGUGUUUCUGGAAAACAGAUAGGAUUUUUCUUUGGAUUUUAAAAAAGGAAGGUAGCAAAAGACAACUGCUGGUGAAUGAAGCAGGAUUCCAAGCUCAAAAUAGAGGUGGCUGUGACUUAAAUACUUAAUACUUAAAUUGAAGUAAAUGAUAAACCCAGAUGUGAGAGAUGAAAUUUUGUUUGCAAACAGUUAGUAGUAGGGUAUGUGAAAAAUCUUGGUUUUCAGAAUUAGAACUAAGGGGGGGAAAAAAAGCACUUAGUUUGGAAACUAGAAACAUCUGAACAGUGCCUAAGAAAUUGGUGAGGUGUGGGUUCUAUCUACUCAUUAGUUGCCUGCUAAUUUCUUUGCAAUUUCAGAUAGAUACGUCUGAACCAGCUUUAAAUCAGCUGGCUAACAGUGGCAACCUACACACAGCUUGGAUUCUGAAAUGAACUGACCAUUUGAGUGCAUUUACUCUGCUGCUAAGAAGGUAAAUUCUGCAGUCUGAAGCAUGCUUGUCAUUGCUUGCUAGUGUUGUAGUAACUGCAUUUCCAGUUACAUCUAAGGCAAUACCUGAAAUGAAUUUGAAACUCUGCAAAUCUAUUUGUUACAUGGUUGCUUAUCUGUGUUGCCCUUAGCUUGAACUGGUAUUUUGUAAUAGCUUUUAGAUUUAGGGAUUUCUGUGAUUUUUCAUUUGGUCUAAGGAAGAGGUAAUUAGUAAAAGCUGCCUUUGUAUGAUACAAAUUCUUUUAUACUGCAUACUUGUCCUCAUUACUGUGACCAGUUAUUUCUUUCAUUCAUGUGUAUGACUGUUGCAAGCAGUAAUGCCAUAGUGAUGUGUAUAUCUUCUACUUUUAGGUCUGGAGCAUCUCUGCAUCACUGUCUUUUUGUUAGUUUGUAAUGAAAUAUUUUUUCUUAGUUUGAAAAUUACAUUAUAAUUGUAAACCAAAUAAUUUUAAAUACGUGAAUUCUGAACAACGAAGUAUUGUAAAUUGGGGCAUAUUACGGGUCCCAUCUGCCACUUGGUAAUACUUUCAGUUUUAUAGCAAUGGAUUAUUUUGCCUUUGGUGUUGUCAGAAUUUUAAAAGUGAGAAUUGGACUUAGUGACACAAAUGCUGAGAUCUGUAAAUGGCUAAAAUAGUGUAAAUUAGUAGGUGCUCAGUUCAGAGAGAUGUAGUUUUCUCACAAGAGAAUGGACUGCGGACAGAUGAAAUUUGCAAAUAUUGUUAGUGUUAUUACCUAAAGAGAAUCUAAGACUUAAUUUUGUUUGCUAAUAUGUAAACAGAAAAAAAAAAAAGUUUUCAGCCUGUACCUGUCACAGUCUGACUCAGGAUCUACAACAAUGCUCUCGAUCCCCUUCCCCUCACCCAGAUAGGGAAGGAGAGAGAUAAUGAGGAGAGAGAUGCUCUGUAUUGAAAACUAAACUACACAGCUUUAAUUAAACACUAAUGAUAAAAGAAAAUAUGUACAAUUAUAUACAAAUGUGUUCAGGAAAUGUGCAAAACCCCUAUUGCCUCCCCCCACCCCCAGCAACUCCCACAGCACUCUCCUUAGCUGCAAACAGUCUUGAAAAGUCCCAGACUGCUGCUGGAGAGAGCACAGAGUUAUGAGGGUCAGGAGAGCUCGAGCCUAGGGGUCGACGGUGAUGGAUGGACGGAGUCCUCCCUGGACGCCAGUCAUGGACGGAAGAGAAGGGAAGAAGAAGCAGGAAGGAAGUUGUCAUCUGUGAUCUCUGACCUUCCUCUGAGCUUACAUAGAUAUAUGGAAUGGAAUAUCUCUGGCCAGUUUUGCUGUCUGUCUAAUUCAGCCUUCUAUGGGGGUGGGUCAUAGAUCUCCCAGUAGUGCCUGAUCUGGCAGGGCAAAGACGUGACCUUGAAGUCCCAGCAGUUAGAAAAACAUUCCAGCAUUUGUUAUCAUUCCAAGCUGGAACACUUUGCUACUAGUUAAAAGAAAGCUUACUGAAGGAAAAAAAAUCAGUAAAAGGAGAAGUGGUUUCUUCCUGGCUCAAACAAGGACAGUACCUUAGGUUUAUUUUUAUAUGUUAAAAAGUGUAAUUAAAUUAAUAGUGAAAACUAAAAGCACUGUAUAAAAGAGAUUUUUUUUUAAUGUAAGAAAAAUACCCUUAAUUUUAAACUUCUCAGAAAUGUCUCUGUAUACAGUAUUGAUUUUUAUUUCAAAUUAAAGAAUGCUUCAUUUGUAGGUAAGUCCUGUUGCAGGAUCUGAGCAUGUUAGAAUGGGGUUUUCUUCUGUCUUUUCUAAUAUAAAACAGCUUAAUAAACUUGUUUCACAAUA
Molecule: messenger RNA, 7419 nt
Organism: Apus apus (common swift)
Lineage: Eukaryota; Metazoa; Chordata; Aves; Apodiformes; Apodidae
Product: splicing regulatory glutamine/lysine-rich protein 1-like
Exons: 12
Coding region: 56-2083 (675 amino acids)
Cellular component (GO): nucleoplasm
Molecular function (GO): RNA binding
Source: RefSeq, a predicted model, not a curated record